ACCACGCUACAAAUCUCGUUCCGAAAUCUCGCGAUAACUCGCGACAAAACACCGGUGGAAAAACAGUUACCUGACUGAGGUGAAGAGAGACGACCGAAGUGAUUUUGUAUUGGACUAAGUUACCGAAGACUGUUAGUUUAGUUUUAUAGAAAAGGAUAAAAGUAAAACAAUGGUUCGUGAGUGCGCAUUUCCAAACUGUGGCAACAAAAUGUUGCGCUACUCUUCGCGCAGCUUUCAUAGACUACCUUACUUCAACACGGACACACUGAAGUUAUGGCUAGCUGUGCUACAAAUGGAUGCCGACACUCCUGUUGAUGUACUGCGCCGUGCCGACCACAGGGUCUGCAGUGAUCACUUUGAUCGGGAUGACUACUGCCAGUCAAAGAAGAGACCAAAUCCGAAGCACCUUUACCUAAAGAAAAGUGCAGUCCCAAGAUGGGAGACACCAGCUGCAUGCAGAGUGCAGGAGGCUGAUGGUGGUGAUUCUCCACAAGCAACAGAAUUUGCUGCAGUCCCACAAUCCACUCCUGUCAAAACGCAACACAGAGCAGACGAAGAUCCAUCUCAAUCAAGAGGUCCUAAUCUCUCAUCUUGCUUGAAAGUUCUUCUUUCAAGUCCCCAUCAGACCACACCUCGCACCAAGCCAUCAUUGUCCGGGACCUAUCUGGCACUACCUCCUACUUGGACACAAUCAGUGACUGCCCCUGCAUCAACUGCAGCUUUGACUGUCCCGCAUACAGACAGUGAGGAUCCAUCACAAUCUCAUCAGGAAGAUGCAGCUGAAGCUGACUUGACUGAUAUGAGCAUGAGCUUCGGGGAGAUGGAUAUUCAUGAUCCAACAGACAGCAGUUUUGCACCUCAAAGCACCACCUCAUCUUCUGCCACAGGAUCUGCUUCUGCCUCUGCCUCAGGAAGCCCCCCUGGAGAUGCACCAACAGGAUGGGCUGAGAAGAAAUGGCUGGUAAAUGACUCAAAGCUCAUGGAACUUUUUAAAAGAUGCAGCCAAUGUGGGUGUGCCAUUAUUGAAAAGAAGGUCACUACAAAAUCAAGCCAAAUAAAAAUUGAGUGGAGCUGCCUGAAUGGACACUCAGGAAAGUGGGCAUCUUGUCCUGAUAGAAGAGGGAUGGCUGAAAAUAAUUUAUUGGUAUCUGCAGCCAUACUUUUUACUGGAGCUACAUACACCACCAUUGCAGAGUGGGCUGAACUACUGAAUGUCCAAAUCCCGAGGCAAACUCAGUUUUAUGCCGUUCAGUCGACCUACCUCAUUCCAGUCAUCCAGUACGCAUACAGAGACCAACAUGAAAAAAUCAUGGAGCGCCUCAUUACAUCUGGAAAGAGAGUUGAACUCUGUGGUGAUGCCAGAUGUGAUAGUCCUGGUUACAGCAGCAAAUACUCAACUUACUCUUUCCAAGAUGAUGCAACAAAAGAAAUUGUGCAUUUUGAAUUGGUUGAGGUUACAGAGGCAUCCAGCUCUGUGGCGAUGGAGGCAAUGGGGUUCCAGAGGGGGCUGAACCACUUGCUAUACAUGGGUGUGGAUGUUGGUGUUAUGACAACAGACAGGUCGCCGUCUAUCCGCAAAAUCAUGAGGGAAACAUACAGCAACAUCCACCAUGAAUUUGACCCCUGGCAUGUCAACAAAAGUGUGAAGAAGAAACUUGUAGCUGCUUCAAAGAAGACAGAAAACAAAGAUCUCCAACCGUGGGUGAAGUCCGUCUCUAACCACCUCUACUGGUCAUGUAGCUCAUCAAAAGGUGAUCAAGAGGAUAUUGUGCGACGAUGGAAGAGCCUACUGCAUCACAUUUGUGGCGUCCAUAGAUGGGAGGAGGAUGGUGUUGAGUACACCUGUCAUCACCCAGCCCUGACCGAACAGCAGCAGAGAAGGAAGAAAUGGCUUCAAGAAGAUUCGUCAGCUUUCCGGGCCCUCAAGGCAGUCGUAUUGGACAAGAAUCUCCUGCGAGACUUGAGGCAGAUGGCACGCUUCAAGCAUACUGGUUCUUUGGAGGUCUACCACUCUUCCAUGUUGAAGUAUGCAGAAAAGAGGCUGCACUUCAAAUACGACUCCAUGAGGGCCCGUACUCAGCUGGCAAUCUUGGAUCAUAAUGCCAACAUUGGCAGACCACAGGAAACAACAACAGAAGUCUAUGUUGAGAGCCUUUGCCCUGUCGCAAACCACGCCGAAGAUUACUGCACAACAUAG
Messenger RNA from Entelurus aequoreus (snake pipefish), 2197 nucleotides. RefSeq lists its product as uncharacterized. The transcript has 10 exons. NCBI's taxonomy places the organism in Eukaryota, Metazoa, Chordata, Actinopteri, Syngnathiformes, Syngnathidae. The record is from RefSeq and is a predicted model, not a curated record. Bases 170 to 2197 code for a protein of 675 amino acids.